UGAGUUUGUGGUGGUGAAGGAAAAUUGUAGAGAUAAGUUGAGCAGUGAAAGCUUAUUAUUCCUAGCACUAGCACUCCCCAACAUCUGUGGUUGCCAAAGAUUCAAUUUGAAGUUCCAUCGUUUGCUCUUUAUUUACCAGGAAGUAUUUAUGGAAGCUGAAAACAAUAUAGCAACUGUUAAAAUAGACAUCCAAAAUGGAGAGAGGCAAGGACCGUUGGAAGUGAACAGAGAACCUGAAUCAUGGUUUGAUAAACUAAAACUUGAUCCCGCAUUUAUUAACUACAAAAACAGAAAAACGUCCGCUGAUGUAUCUAUAUAUCGGGUGCCCGAAAUUAUAAAGAAAGCCAACCGAGAAGCUUAUGAUCCUUUGGUUGUGUUUCUUGGACCUUUUCAUCACAAGAAAGACCAGCAGAUGACUGUAAUGGACGAAUACAAGCUUCAAGCAGUAGACAGAACUGUGGAAAGGAUCCCUAAUAUGACCAGGGAACACUUAGUCGACAAGGUUAAAGAACUACAUGAAGAGAUCAGAGAUUGCUAUGAAGACUCGGCCAAUGAAUGGGAUGACAAUGCGCUUGUCUCGAUGAUGACCAUGGAUGCAUGCUUUAUUCUUGAGUUCCUUCAAAUGGACAUGCCCAAUUCUAGCCUUGUUUUCCACUCGCACAGAGCUAAUAGCAUUAAAAGAGGAGAGAUUUUAAUGGACAUUUUGAAGCUAGAAAAUCAGAUUCCUCUAUGUAUUCUGAAAAAGAUCCUAAAAUUGGAGUUGAAAGAUCCUGUAGCCUUCUUAGCUGACACAUUGAAUCGUUGCAUGGGGUGCUAUUUUCAAGGCUAUCCGUUCAAGGAAAAUAAACAUAAUGAAGAUCUAAUUGCCAAAUUUAUUAAAGGAGGUGCAUUCCAUCUAUUGGAUUUGUCAAGACAGGUUAUUGCAGAUUUCUUGUCAGAUUCAAAUUCCGGUUGCAAGGCUGAUAACCCCAUUAAAUCUUGUGCUUGCAUUGCCACUCCAAAUGGCGUUGGUUGUUUUAGAGGGGCAAGCUGGGAGCAUAUAAUUCGUGGGCUUCGUGGGUCUGCUGCAGUAGAUGGAAGUAUGAUGCCAUCAGCCGAAAAGUUGGAAGAAGCUGGAAUUAAAUUGAAACAGAGCACUGGAGGAAAAGUCCACUUUAAACGCAGAUUUUUGCGAAGCAGUACACUUUAUCUCCCUCAAAUCAUUGUGGAUGAUAACACAGAAAUAUUCUUGAGAAAUCUCAUUGCUCUUGAAGAGUGUCAAAUGCAGGAAAAUUACAAAAUUACGCGAGUGAUUUCCCUCAACCUGUAUAGAAUGGAUUGCUUAAUUGACUCCAGGGAGGAUGUUGGGCUGUUUCGGAAAGCGAGAAUUAUAAAAAAUUAUCUGGGUAGUGAUAAGCAAGUAGCUAAAAUGUUCAAUGCUCUGUGCGUCGGAAUCACGGAAGAGCAUGAUUUGAAGGAUGUUUUGACAGAAGUUCAUGAACACUACGAUAGCAAGCUGAAAGUAUGGAUGAGCGAGUUCCGGAAAGAGCAUUGUUCAAGUCCAUGGUACAUUAUCUCCUUAGUAGCAGCGGUAAUACUUGUAGUACUCACACUUUUGCAAACCAUCUACACAAUGGAAAGUUAUUUCAAAUCUUAGAAAAUCGUUCUUCCUAGACAUAUUGAAUUUUAGAGUUUCAUGUAGGGUGCAUGGAGAACUGAAUAUAAAGAAUGUGUGUACUAUUAUGUGAAGUAUAAUA
Molecule: messenger RNA, 1736 nt
Organism: Cryptomeria japonica (Japanese cedar)
Lineage: Eukaryota; Viridiplantae; Streptophyta; Pinopsida; Cupressales; Cupressaceae
Product: UPF0481 protein At3g47200
Exons: 2
Coding region: 149-1636 (495 amino acids)
Source: RefSeq, a predicted model, not a curated record